AUGUUAGAAGGAUUGCUUUACGAUAUUAUAUUCUUUUGUUGUUCGAUCGGUGUUUUCGCAAUCUAUCAUGUCCAGUUGUUCUUAAGAUCGAAAUCAUCGACUGGUCAUCUAACUUCUAUUGGUAGAAAUCAUCAGCAUCGUGAGGAAUGGCUUGAGCUUAUGAUACGAGGCAAAAAGGAUAUUCUAGCAGUACAAACCUUGAGAAACCUGGUGAUGGCCGCUUCAUUACUAGCAACAGCAUCUAUCACCCUGGUAGUAUUAAUCUUAAACAUCGUUGUAAACAACAAUCUCUCGGCUGUAUUCGAUAAGAUAAGAAUACUAGGUGCCAACAAUAAAGAGGUUCUCAUUUACAAAGCAUUUAUCUUGAUAUUGGUGUAUCUUUUUUCUUUCUUAAACUUUGCAACAUCUAUAAGAUAUUCUACACAUCUAGCAUUUCUUAUAAAUAUUAAUGAUUGUAGUAUGCGAUAUUGUAAUAAAAUAAUGAGAAAUGCGAGUAAUCAUUAUACAUUUGGUGUAAGAUCAUUCUAUUUCUCGAUGGUGGUCAUUCUUUGGUUCUUUGAUCCAAUCUUUUUGAUUGUAUCUACUGUUCUACUGGUAAUAUGGUUGUACUUUGGUGACAGUUCAGAUUUUGUAAUUCCAAUUGAAGAGAAGAAAGCUGCAAGAAAUUCUGCUACCAACAGUACCGAUGUUGAAAUGGCAGCUAAAAUAAAUUAA
Heterostelium album PN500 is the source of this 714-nucleotide messenger RNA. Its product is annotated as DUF599 domain-containing protein. Lineage: Eukaryota; Evosea; Eumycetozoa; Acytosteliales; Acytosteliaceae. The transcript is spliced from 2 exons. Bases 1 to 714 code for a protein of 237 amino acids. The record is from RefSeq and is a predicted model, not a curated record.